UAUGAUUUGUUCCUUUUGUUCUUCUGGGCAGCCCUAGUCCAGUCCCUCCCCUGACCGGCUGCUGACUGAACUGUUCUGCUCGUCUGUUGCAUUUCAUACCCUCCUGCAAAGUCUUCAUCAUCUCAUUGCUUGGCAUCUGAGCAAAGACAAGCAAACAUGGACCACAGGCUCCUCCUGGCACCUCUAGCACUGUCAGGAUGCUGCGACUGCUGCUGAUGCAUUUGAGACACAGACUUCUCAGUCUGUGCACCUGAGGCAGGAAGAGGUGCUGACAUGCCCCCAGCAGUGGCACAUAGGGGCUGACAUCAGCCAGCAGCAGAGAAGCUUUCAGUGGGGGAGUAUCCUGGCAGACAAUGGACAGACUGCACCCCUCUAUGAGGAAGCGUCUGUACAGCCUCCCUCAGCACAUCGGAUCCAAAGCAUCUAUAAUGGACGAAGAGGAAGGUGAAGAGAGAGACACCUGGAAAAAGAGCAUUAAGCUGAAACCAUUGCCCUCACCUUCUGCGCUUAAGAUUCUUGACCCACGACCUGGAGCAAAGGAUACCCAUCUAGUUAUGGAAACUGAAGUAGGAAAAUCCCAAAGAACAAGUAGCAAUGGAGACUGCAGGAGAUUUACAGGUAGUCUCUCCUCCAUUGCCAGCUGUGGCCGGCACCUUCAUGAUUCAGACCCUAGUGAAGGGAGAAGGCUUAUAUCAGAAGGGGACCUUAGCCCUACUGAUGAGAAGUCUCCUACCAUGGACACUUCAGGAGAAACAAGUGCAGGCCGUUCUCAAGCAGCUCAUCCAGCGUCCCAACCUCAGAGCGCUGACCAGCACAGUACUUCUGUAAAGGUUGAAGGAAGAGAACAGACUUUAUCUGGAGGGGAUGAGGAACAGAGUAGUUUUAUGCACAGGCAGUUUGGGGCGCUUCUACAACCUGGGGUGAACAAAUUUUCCUUGCGGAUGUUUGGCAGUCAGAAAGCUGUGGAAAGGGAGCAAGAUCGGGUGAAGUCUGCUGGAUUUUGGAUUAUUCACCCAUAUAGCGACUUCAGGUUUUACUGGGACCUCACUAUGUUACUACUGAUGGUGGGAAAUCUCAUUAUUAUUCCAGUGGGUAUCACUUUCUUUAAGGAGGAGAACACCCCAGCUUGGAUUGUGUUUAAUGUUGUCUCUGACACCUUUUUCCUUGUGGAUCUAGUACUGAAUUUUCGAACAGGCAUAGUAGUAGAGGACAAUACAGAAAUUAUCCUCGAUCCACAACGCAUCAAGAUUCGUUAUUUAAAAAGUUGGUUCCUUGUGGACUUUGUAUCCUCCAUCCCUGUGGACUAUAUAUUUCUUAUUGUAGAAACACGUAUUGACUCAGAGGUUUAUAAGACUGCCAGGGCCUUACGAAUUGUCCGUUUCACUAAAGUGCUGAGUUUGCUGCGACUCCUAAGACUUUCCAGGCUCAUUCGGUAUAUUCAUCAGUGGGAGGAGAUUUUCCACAUGACUUAUGACCUGGCAAGUGCUGUGGUACGCAUUGUUAAUCUGAUUGGCAUGAUGUUGCUGCUUUGCCACUGGGAUGGCUGCUUGCAGUUUUUAGUGCCCAUGUUGCAAGAUUUUCCUGACAACUGCUGGGUGUCACUGAACCACAUGCAGAAUGCUUCAUGGGGAAAGCAGUACUCCCAUGCCAUUUUCAAAGCCAUGAGUCACAUGUUGUGCAUUGGGUAUGGUCAGCAGGCACCAGUGGGAAUGUCGGAUGUGUGGCUUACUAUGCUAAGCAUGAUUGUUGGUGCCACUUGCUAUGCCAUGUUUAUUGGCCAUGCCACUGCGCUUAUUCAGUCUCUAGAUUCAUCACGGCGGCAGUAUCAAGAAAAGUACAAACAGGUGGAACAGUACAUGUCAUUUCACAAGCUACCGGCUGAUAUGCGUCAGAGGAUCCAUGAUUAUUAUGAGCAUCGCUAUCAAGGAAAGAUGUUUGAUGAGGAGAGUAUCCUUGGGGAGCUAAGUGAGCCUCUACGGGAGGAGAUCAUCAACUUCAACUGUCGCAAACUAGUGGCUACCAUGCCAUUAUUUGCCAAUGCGGACCCCAACUUUGUGACAUCAAUGCUUACAAAGCUAAGAUUUGAGGUUUUUCAGCCAGGAGACUACCUUAUCAGAGAGGGAACAGUUGGCAAGAAAAUGUUCUUUAUACAGCAUGGGGUUGUUAGUAUAUUAAGCAAAGGCAGUAAAGAGACCAAACUUGCUGAUGGAUCUUACUUUGGAGAGAUUUGUUUGCUGACACGAGGACGAAGAACUGCAAGUGUCAGAGCAGACACUUAUUGUCGACUGUACUCUCUAAGUGUGGACCAUUUCAAUGAGGUUCUAGAGGAGUACCCAAUGAUGAGACGGGCAUUUGAGAGUGUGGCACUAGACCGUUUGGACCGAAUUGGCAAAAAGAACUCUAUCCUUCUGCAUAAAGUCCAGCAUGACCUUCGGUCCGGGGUUCUGAAUUACCAGGAGAAUGAAAUUAUUCAGCAGAUUGUUCAGCAUGACCGUGAAAUGGCGCAAGGGCCACGCCUUUCCCAGUUUGAAGGAGACUCUGUGCCAACUCCUGUAAUAUGGACACCACUAAUCCAGGCCCCUUUACAGGCUGCAGCAGCUACCACAUCAGUUGCUAUAUCUUUAACUCACCAGCGUCUGCCAGCUAACAUCUUCCGACCUUCAACCUCUGCAUUGGGUGUAUCAGCACGUGGAUUCCAUCAUCUGCAGAGACAGCCUUUUUCAUCACAUCUAGCAGCAGAUGGAUCACUAAACCAGCAAUCUUCUUUUCAUGUACACCAACUAGCAGGCUAUUCAGCUGCAGCCUGCGUAAGUCCAAGACCACUCUUUACUGUGCCCUGUUUUGAAAAGGGUGCUACACAGCAGCAGCACCCCAGCUCCUCCACUGCAGCUGCUUUUGACACCUCACAGUGGUCUCCAGGAGCAGGUUCUUCAUUAAGUCAAUCAAGACCAUCUGAUCAGCAGCUCCCGGCUGUCUCUUCUGGACAAUGUCAAGGCCCAAAAGCCAAUUCACCAGGUCCCCCUUUACCUGGAGCUUCAGAGCCACUAUGGGUAUUACCACCUCCAUUACAGAGACUGGACUCUCCUAGUAGUUCACCCUCAGCACUCAGUCCAGGCCCCCUUCGAACCACUCAAGUGUGUGGUUCUUCACGGUCGCUUCUCCUUCCUCAAACCGCUCCUAUUUCCUCCCACCCUAGCAGUUGCAUAUCUCUACCACUAAGCAGACUCAGGCAAGAUGGUCGACCAAUCUCUGUGUCCCAACCCUCCCUUCCUCAGCCGGCACCAGGCUCACCCCAUUUUCCGCAGCAAUUUACUCCUGACUUUACCUUAUUUCCCAGAGCAGGAAGCUCAGAUCUAACAGGUCACUCCACUUUGCCACAGAAAGGGUCCUCGGAAUUUGUGUUCAAAUCAAGUGGUGCUAGUGGAGAGGAACUGCCUUUCCACUCUAAAUUAUCUAGUAACCUAUGACCUUCUUCAUUGCUAGA
Molecule: messenger RNA, 3484 nt
Organism: Nanorana parkeri
Lineage: Eukaryota; Metazoa; Chordata; Amphibia; Anura; Dicroglossidae
Gene: HCN4
Product: hyperpolarization activated cyclic nucleotide gated potassium channel 4
Exons: 8
Coding region: 354-3467 (1037 amino acids)
Biological process (GO): transmembrane transport; potassium ion transport
Cellular component (GO): membrane
Molecular function (GO): voltage-gated potassium channel activity
Source: RefSeq, a predicted model, not a curated record